AUGAAUAUGAAGAAGGCCUACGAUCUGAAUUCGAUUUCAGUGUUUCCUCCUAAUUUAAGUAGAAGGAGAUCGAGUGUAGGAGCCUCUGAACCGCAAGCAUCGCAGCCGUCCUUCUUCCCACAGGGUCCUUCUUCUUCUCAGUGUGCCUCUUUUUCUCAGAGGACUCAGCGCUCUGUCGAUCAGCUCUAUGAUCAGAGAUCUACUUGUCAGGAACGAGAUCUCUCUUUGAAGAAGAAGAACAGUUUCUUGCCACUUGUCAAUCAUAAACGAGACGAUAUUCAGAUGCUUACAUCUAGACUUUCCAGCGGAAGAUGGAGUUCUGUUUCCCUCGGAGAAUCUAAAUCUCAGAUUGGUGAAGAACUUGAGCAACGCUUUGGGAUGAUGGAAACUUCGUUGAGCAAGUUUGGAAGGUUGCUGGAUUCCAUUCAGAGUGACAUCAUACAAGCCAACCGAGGAACUAAACAAGUUUUUCUUGAAACUGAACGCAUUCAACAAAAGUUGAUUCUCCAAGACACUUCUCUUCAGCAGCUGAUAAAGAAACACUCAGAUGUUCAAGCCAGUCUUGAUGGAGCUGUUAAAUCUAUUCUGGAGGAACUAAGCACAGAUCCCAAUCAAGAGAAGCUACAUAAAAUAACUUUGAUGUUAACAGCUAUCCUAGAGCAAGUAGAAACCGCUCUGCAGAAUAUACAAAGGGAAAUCUGCCACACGUUUACCGGAGAAAUUCAGGUUUUGGCUAAGCCAGUAAUAGCUCCUCAGGUUCCAACAGCACCACAAGUGAAGGCUAACGGAAACUUGCUUGAGCAGCGCCAUCCAGCUGCCAAGAGCAAUGCAUUUUGUAAUGCCACACUGAAAACGAAACAACCACAGCUUCCUAGAAAUCCAGCGAGGACUGUAAGAACAUCUUUAUCCCCAAAGACACAAGUGGGAUGUUGGAAGACGGUGAAACCAGCACAAAGAACGUUCAAGAAUAACGCAGGAAGAAAAUAA
Molecule: messenger RNA, 987 nt
Organism: Eruca vesicaria subsp. sativa (arugula)
Lineage: Eukaryota; Viridiplantae; Streptophyta; Magnoliopsida; Brassicales; Brassicaceae
Source: the annotation of a GenBank genome assembly